GUAAUCAAUACCAUACUUGUUUACAUACCUCUUAAACUACAAUGUUUGUGAUUUUGUUAGAUGAAGAAAAAAACCAAAGCCGCAAUUCUUGCCUCAGUUGCAUCUGUCCUCCUUGUGGGGGUUGCAUUGUUAAAGAAAUUACGACGUAGACGUAGAGAACUGCCUAGGGCGCCUUAUGUUAACCAUGCCGCCGAGAGAGAGGAAUACAUAAAUAGUGUUUUGCAUGGAAGUGAGAGACAUUGUGUGAAUCAACUUAGGAUGAAGCCUAUAGCUUUCCACCACUUAUGUCACACCCUCACUGAGCUUGAGCACGUACGUCCGACUGUUCACAUGUCUGUUACGGAGCAAGUGUUCAUUUUCUUGCACAUUAUUGGUCAUAAUGUGAGGUUUCGUGUAAUGGGUAGUCGGAUCUAUAGAUCAACUGAGACUGUUCAUAGAUACUUCAAGAUUGUCCUUAGGGGGGUCCUGAAAUUAUAUAGAGCUCUAAUAAGACUGCGUAGCGAAGAUACACCUCCAGAGAUAAGGAAUAGCAGAAGGUUUUACCCAUAUUUUAAGGAUUGUGUUGGAGCAAUAGAUGGUACACAUGUUCGUGCAUCUGUGCCACCUGAAAUACAAGGAAGAUUUCGUGGUCGCAAAGAUAGAACCACGCAAAAUGUGUUAGCUGCCAUUAGUUUUGACUUAAAGUUCACUUAUGUGUUGGCUGGAUGGGAAGGCAGUGCACAUGAUUCACGUGUAUUAAAUGAUGCAUUUGCUAGGACAGGGGGAUUUUCAAUUCCCAAUGGUAAAUUUUAUCUUGGUGAUGUUGGGUAUGGUAAUAAAAAUGGAAUAUUGUCACCGUAUCGGAGUGUACGAUAUCACUUGAAAGAGUUUAGUGAUCGUCCUCCUGAGAAUGCGCAAGAAUUGUUCAACCUCCGACACUCUUCAUUGAGAACUACCAUUGAGCGAGGGUUUGGAGUGGUGAAAAAACGUUUUCGAGUGUUAGAUGCAGAACCAUAUUGGUCUUUCCCAACCCAAGUGAAAGUAGUGUUAGCGUGUUGUGUGGUUCAUAAUCACAUUAUGGGGGUUGAACCAAAUGACCAUAUUAUGGAAGAUGCAAUGAACCAAGUAGAGCUUAGUGACCACCAACAAGAAACACAAUCCCAUCGGGAGUCCGUCGAAGAUAGUAGAUCAUGGAAUGCUAAGAGAGAUGAGAUAUGCCAAGCCAUGUGGUCUGAUUAUAUCAGGAGUGGAGAGUAG
Quercus lobata is the source of this 1236-nucleotide messenger RNA. RefSeq lists its product as uncharacterized. The record is from RefSeq and is a predicted model, not a curated record. The coding region runs from base 61 to 1236 and encodes 391 amino acids. The transcript has 3 exons. Lineage: Eukaryota; Viridiplantae; Streptophyta; Magnoliopsida; Fagales; Fagaceae.